Messenger RNA from Manihot esculenta (cassava), 3226 nucleotides. RefSeq lists its product as uncharacterized. The coding region runs from base 482 to 2914 and encodes 810 amino acids. The transcript has 4 exons. NCBI's taxonomy places the organism in Eukaryota, Viridiplantae, Streptophyta, Magnoliopsida, Malpighiales, Euphorbiaceae. The record is from RefSeq and is a predicted model, not a curated record.
CAAUACGCAAUUUCCUCUCCCUCCCUCCAUCGCUUUGUCACGCGCAUAGAACUUGCAGUUGCAUACAAAACAUGGGACGAAAACAGAACCUUCAACUGAAGAAAAAUUAUCUGUAAAUCCGAAUCACAUAACGGUCUCGAGAAUUCCAAGGCUCUAAGCAAGCUCUAAAACCCCAGUCGCUGACAUGUUCUUUUCUCUCCUUAACUUUUGCCUACCAAUCUCACCUGUUUAAUCUCCCAUUUUAGGUCAGAUUUCUAUUUCUCUGGAUCAGAUUUUCAUGCAUACUACUCUGAUUUUGACGUUCUUUCGUAUUUUUUUUACUGGUGAAAAGUCCAUUCUUCUUCGCCGAUUUCAAACUAGAAAUCAGAGUUUCCACGAUUUCUCUGUUUCUUUCUUCUGUUUUUGCUUCAAGAUGUAAAAAGCAGGUUUAUGGGUUAGAUUGAUGAACUUUUUGAUCAGUUCCUAUUAUAGAUAGCUGAGCAUGGGUUCUCUUAAUGGUUUUCUCCAUCAAAAGCUGAUUCCCUUUGCAGGCUUUUUCUGGGUCUCUGUUUCAGCUCUUUUCCUUAUUCUGUUUGAUUUCUUCAAUAGGACCAUUUUCAGGUAUUCAUUUAUUUCCUUUUCUUUUCCUCCGUUUCUAAAACUUCAUGAGAUAGUCUUUCAACAUAACUCUAUUCCCACUUUCAUUUCCAGGGUGGAAGGAAACAGCUUUCAAACAAUCAAUUCAAAAUGUUUAGAAUUCAAUCCGAAUUGUGCAGAGCAUGAAGCUGAAGCGAAGGAACUGGAACUCAUCUCCGAUUUUAUGGAGCAGGAACCUGAAGCUGAAGAACCAGAAGUUGGUACCACUGAAUGUAGAAGCACAACAGAAAAUGCUGAUUUAGAAGAAGAGACACCUAAAUUCUUUUUCAAAUUUCAGUUCCAGACUUACAGAGAGGAUUGUGAGCGAGAUUUCUCAAAUUUUGUAUCCUCUAGAACCACCAAUAAGUAUGAGUUCUCUUCCGGGAAAGAUUCAAGUCUAUAUUUGGAGAAGCCAGAGACUUUUAGUCUUAGGGUGAAAGAGUUAUAUGCUGAUUCUAUUGAUGGUUCUAUUAGCAACACAGAUACUGCGAAAGAUAAAAUUUUACCCGGUGAGAACUUCGGGGAGCAGAAAGCAGAAGUAGAAUCUACUCGAGAGGAGAGAAAAGAAAAUUCUGCUGAUGGUGCAUGUAAAGAAGAGGUGUCAGGGAAGCUCGAGUCUGAAACAUGCAUUGAAGGGUCUAUUUGGCGGAAGGGAAUAUCAGUUGUUGCAGAGCACACUGAGUUGAGCGAUCAACAAGUUUCAAGAGAUGAUGAUCAGUUUCUAUCAGAGAAGGACUUUAUUGCUCAAGAUUAUCAUUCUGAUUCUGAUUCGAUUACUUCAAGCCAUGAGAUUAUAAGUCGUUUUGCAGCUUCAUCCGGCGAUGGCUUCUUGUCAGAUAAAGAUUUUGAAGAUGCAUUUGAAGUUGAUAUUAUGGGUAACAUUGGAAGGGAGAAGGCAGAAUUAAUAGGGGAUUUGGAGACGGAGGAUAUGAAUUCGCAGCAUUUAAGUGCUGGCUAUGAACCUGAUGACUUUGGGGAUGAAGAUAGUGAUAUAUUGGAGGAGUUUAAACAUCUAGACGACUCCAAUAUGCAUGAAACAGAACAGUUGGCUGACGAAAAAGAUGUUGAAGAACAAGAAUUUGGUUGCAGUGACAAGCAACCUACUAAUAGCUUAGACAGUUGUGAAGAUUCAAAUGGGUUGGAAAUUUUAUGGGAACAUCAAGAUUUGAUAGAACAGCUGAAGAUGGAGCUGAAAAAGGUCCGAGCUACAGGUCUGCCAACCAUCUUGGAAGAAGACGAGUCACCAAAAAUAAUGGAAGAUUUAAAGCCAUGGAAGAUUGAUGAGAAGUUCCAGCAUGAAGAUAGAAUGGAUGAGCUCCACAAGUUCUACAAGAGUUACAGAGAACGCAUGCGGAAAUUUGAUAUCCUGAAUUACCAGAAAAUGUAUGCAAUGGGCUUUCUUCAAUCGAAGGACCCACUUAAAUCAAUUUCAAGGCGUAAAGCCUCAGGACCAGCAUUGACAUCCCUUGUUUCACAGAAAUUCCUGCUAGGCAAGCGUAAAAAAUCCAAUUCUGAUCCAAUGACGAGCUUCAUUAGAGAAUUGCAUAGUGAUUUGGAAAUGGUUUAUGUUGGUCAAAUGUGUCUCUCAUGGGAAAUCCUUCAUUGGCAGUAUCAGAAGGCACUGGAGAUUUGGGAUUUGGACCCUUAUGGAAUGCGUAGAUACAAUGAAGUUGCUGGUGAAUUUCAACAAUUUCAAGUACUCAUGCAGAGAUUUUUAGAGAAUGAACCUUUCGAAGGACCUAGAGUACAAAAUUAUGUCAAGAAUCGCUGCAUUCUGCGUAAUCUCCUUCAAGUUCCAGUGAUAAGGGAGGACUGUAUAAAGGAUAAGAAGGCACGAAGAAGAAUGAAGGACGAUGAUGCAAUAACAAGUGAUAAUCUAGUAGAGAUGAUAGAAGAAUCAAUAAGAAUUUUCUGGCGAUUUCUCCGAGCUGAUAAAGACGCAUAUUAUGCGACUCCAAAGAGUCGAAGAGGAACUCAAAUCGAGCCCCAAGAUCCCACUGAACUAGAACUUGUGACAGAAGUCAGAGCGAGUCUGCAAAAGAAGGAGAAGAAGCUUAAAGACAUAUUGAGGAGUGGGAAUUGCAUACUGAGAAAGUUCCAGAAACGUCAUGAAGACAGUAGUUCAGAGCAAGUUCUCUACUUCUUCUCACAAGUAGAUAUGAAGUUAGUGUCUAGGGUGCUUAACAUGUCGAAAUUAACAACGGAUAAACUAAUAUGGUGUCGCAACAAAUUGAACAAUAUCAAUUUCGUUAGCAGGAAGAUACACGUAGAGACAUCAUUUUUGCUUUUUCCUUGCUGAUAGCAUAUGCAGCAGCUAGCUCUUUGCCAGUGUAAAAUUGUUACUAAUUCAUUUUUAUUAUAGAUGCAGAGGAGGGAUUUUUUAGAAUAUUUUGUAAGAUAAUCACCAUAAUUCAAAUUGAUCAGAAAUUCAAUGGAUGAUAAUAGAUGUAUGUUGCAAUAAAUGCUUCCCAUGGUGCCCUCCGGAGUAAAAUUUAAGAAACUUAGGCCUAAGUUUCUGCUAUUUAUCCAUUAUUAACGAAAAUCUGAUUCUAAUAUUCAUCAUAAGUCUGAUAAGCUAAUCUCUAGUUUAAUUUAAAUGAUCCUCACUAUA